CAAGGCCCCGCCUCUACGCCAGCCUGUUUUCCCCGCCCGGGCACCCUCCGCGACCUCAAAGACGACCACGGUGUUCGGAAGUUGGUGCGAUGGGGCUUCCCGAAGAGCGGGGCCGGAGCGGCAGCGGGAGCGGGGGUCGGGAGGAGGCUGGAGCCGGGAGUCGGGCACGGAGUUGGUCGCCGCCGCUCGAGAUCAGCCGCUCCGCGCACGUCCCCUCGCUGCUGCGCUACCGCGAGCUGCAUCGGCGCUCUGUGGAGGAGCCACGGGAGUUUUGGGGAGACAUUGCCAAGGAAUUUUACUGGAAGACCCCAUGCCCUGGCCCAUUCCUCCAGUACAACUUUGAUGUGACUAAAGGGAAAAUCUUUAUUGAGUGGAUGAAAGGAGCAACUACCAACAUCUGCUACAAUGUACUGGACCGAAAUGUCCACGAGAAAAAACUUGGAGAUAAAGUUGCUUUUUACUGGGAGGGCAAUGAGCCAGGGGAGGCCACCCAGAUCACAUACCGUGAGCUUUUGGUCCAAGUGUGUCGGUUCAGCAAUGUUCUCCGAAAACAGGGCAUUCAGAAGGGUGACCGAGUCGCCAUCUACAUGCCUAUGAUCCCGGAACUGGUGGUGGCUAUGCUGGCAUGCGCUCGCCUUGGGGUUCUACACUCUAUUGUGUUUGCAGGCUUCUCUGCAGAGUCUCUGUGUGAACGGAUACUGGAUUCCAGUUGCAGCCUUCUCAUCACUACAGAUGCCUUCUACAGGGGAGAAAAGCUUGUGAACCUGAAGGAGCUGGUUGACGAGGCCCUGGAGAAGUGUCGGGAGAAGGGUUUCCCAGUGAGAUGCUGCAUUGUGGUCAAGCACCUAGGGCGGGCAGAACUGGGCAUGGGCGAUUCCUCCAGCCAGUCUCCCCCAAUUAAGAGGCCAUGUCCAGAUGUGCAGGGUAAGCUGAAAGAGAAAUCCAAGAGCAUCGAACCCCAGAUCUCCUGGAACCAGGGAGUUGACUUAUGGUGGCAUGAACUCAUGCUAGAGGCAGGGGAUGAGUGUGAGCCUGAGUGGUGUGAUGCGGAAGACCCACUCUUCAUCCUGUAUACCAGUGGCUCCACAGGCAAACCCAAGGGUGUGGUACACACAGUUGGGGGCUACAUGCUUUAUGUGGCCACAACCUUCAAGUAUGUGUUCGACUUCCAUGAGGAGGACGUGUUCUGGUGCACAGCAGACAUUGGCUGGAUCACCGGCCAUUCCUACAUCACUUAUGGGCCACUGGCUAACGCUGCUACCAGUGUUUUGUUUGAGGGGAUCCCCACAUACCCGGACGUGAGCCGCCUGUGGAGCAUCGUGGACAAGUACAAGGUGACCAAGUUCUACACAGCACCCACAGCCAUCCGCCUGCUCAUGAAGUUUGGAGAUGAACCUGUCACCAAGCACAGCCGGGCAUCCUUGCAGGUGCUAGGCACAGUGGGUGAACCCAUCAACCCUGAGGCCUGGCUGUGGUACCACCGGGUGGUAGGUGCCCAGCGCUGCCCCAUUGUUGACACCUUCUGGCAGACAGAGACAGGUGGCCACAUGCUGACCCCCCUCCCUGGUGCCACACCCCUGAAGCCUGGUUCUGCUACCUUCCCAUUCUUUGGUGUAGCUCCUGCAAUCCUGAAUGAGUCUGGGGAAGAGCUGGAGGGUGAAGCUGAAGGUUAUCUGGUGUUCAAGCAGCCCUGGCCAGGGAUCAUGCGCACAGUCUAUGGGAACCAUGAACGCUUUGAGACCACCUACUUUAAGAAGUUCCCUGGGUACUUCGUGACAGGAGAUGGCUGCCGGCGGGACCAGGAUGGCUAUUACUGGAUCACUGGCAGGAUUGAUGACAUGCUCAAUGUGUCUGGACACCUGCUAAGCACAGCUGAGGUGGAGUCAGCACUUGUGGAACACGAAGCUGUGGCAGAAGCAGCUGUGGUCGGCCACCCUCAUCCUGUGAAGGGUGAAUGCCUGUACUGCUUUGUCACCCUAUGUGAUGGCUACACCUUCAGCCCUAUCCUCACUGAGGAGCUCAAGAAGCAGGUUAGAGAAAAGAUUGGCCCCAUUGCCACACCGGAUUACAUCCAGAAUGCACCCAAUUUGCCUAAAACCCGCUCAGGGAAAAUCAUGAGGCGGGUGCUUCGGAAGAUUGCUCAGAAUGACCACGACCUGGGGGAUGUAUCUACUGUGGCUGACCCAUCCAUCAUCAACAACCUCUUCAGCCACCGCUGCCUGACCAUCCAGUGAACAAGACCUUACCCAUUACCCAGGAUUCCCCCUGCUUGACUCUCCAAAGUUUUGCCCAUUCUCCCUGCUCCUCAUCCAGGAGUGCUGAAGACCAGUGUUGACCUACAUCACCACCCUCAACCAGCUGUCUGGGUCCAAGGACCAGCUUUAGCCUUGGGUGGAGACAAUGUCCAAUGACUGCCAGGCAGAUGGGACAGGGCCCAGGUCAGCCUCAGAUUGCUGUAUUCCCAACUGCAAAGAGCUCUUGGAGCUCAGAACAAGACCCUGGAAGUCAUAUCCCCAACCUAAGUUACAAGUGCAGAGGGCAAUUGAGGGCCUAGACUGAAGCAGGGAAGCAGCUCUGUAAUCCUAUGUCACCUCUCUCAGGAAGCACCAAGACUUACCUUGGGCAUGCACUUGUCCUUACAAAUGCCUAUUUUUGAGUCCUGGAGCAAUUGAUUGUUAUUUAAACACUUUGCUGCUUCUGUACUGGGUCUGAAAUCCCUUCUGUGCCAGAUGGCUAUGCUGUUGUCUGCUUGCUCCAGGGGCUGACAGCAGGCUCACUCUCCAGAGAGUUUUCAGAGGAUCUGCUUCUUUGAAGGAAUAAGUGUGUUAUGUUCCUAGUCUUCCCUUGUCUUCUGUUCCCAUCCUCCCCUUAACAGAACCCUGCUCACAGACACUCUCAAAUGAAACUUUUCAUGCCUCAGUCGUGCUCAAACCCUGUGGUUGUAGGAAUAAAGUCUGUGACCUUAA
Choloepus didactylus (southern two-toed sloth) is the source of this 2966-nucleotide messenger RNA. It is a transcript of the gene ACSS2, whose product is annotated as acyl-CoA synthetase short chain family member 2. Gene Ontology annotation, molecular function: acetyl-CoA synthetase activity. The transcript is spliced from 19 exons. The record is from RefSeq and is a predicted model, not a curated record. Bases 90 to 2234 code for a protein of 714 amino acids. NCBI's taxonomy places the organism in Eukaryota, Metazoa, Chordata, Mammalia, Pilosa, Megalonychidae. Gene Ontology annotation, biological process: acetyl-CoA biosynthetic process. Gene Ontology annotation, cellular component: cytoplasm.